This is a messenger RNA of Anopheles funestus (African malaria mosquito), 2653 nucleotides long. It is a transcript of the gene AGBE, whose product is annotated as 1,4-alpha-glucan-branching enzyme. Bases 384 to 2435 code for a protein of 683 amino acids. Lineage: Eukaryota; Metazoa; Arthropoda; Insecta; Diptera; Culicidae. Gene Ontology annotation, molecular function: cation binding; 1,4-alpha-glucan branching enzyme activity; hydrolase activity, hydrolyzing O-glycosyl compounds. Gene Ontology annotation, cellular component: cytoplasm. The record is from RefSeq and is a predicted model, not a curated record. The transcript has 4 exons. Gene Ontology annotation, biological process: glycogen biosynthetic process.
CUCGUGACGCACAUUAUUAAGCCAAAACAGCAAAUCAAAAUGCGUUUGUGUGAAGAACUAUGUCUAACGCAUCGAGCAAUUGUUGUUUCAACGUAUUUUAAGGGCUAUAUUUACCCUAGCGGCUAGAAGCAAAACAUUAGCACGGAUGGCGCCCAACUCGGUGUUCUUCUUCCAAUCCCGAUCGGAUUGUGUCUAUCGAACUUAGUGCCGAAGCUCGUCCCGAUCAUUUCGUUGUUCGUUGCGUAGUAGAUCGGAGGUACUGCAUCAAACGCUCUCUUCGAAGUUCUCCGCUGAUAAGUACCAUCAGGGUACAAUCACGUCGAUAGGUGUUCAUCGCUUGUGCAUUUUGUGUAACUUUCUUUACUAGCAUCCACGCAUCCACAAUGGCAAACGAACCACAGCUGAAUCUUGAAAAGUUGUUUGAUCUGGACCCGUACCUUAAAUCACACGAGCAAGAAAUUCGACGCAGAAACACCGAAUUCCGAGGAUGGCUCAAACGAUUGAACGAACUGGAGGGUGGAUUGAAUGAAUUCACUCAAGGAUACAAAUACUACGGGUUGCAUAUUGCCCAGGACAAUAGUGUUGUCGCACGAGAAUGGGCUCCCGGUGCCAAGGAAGUAUUCCUAACGGGCGAUUUCAAUAACUGGCAAUGGUUAGCGACGCCGUACGAAAAGCAACCCUUUGGCAAAUGGGAGCUGAAGAUUCCUCCGAAUCCGGAUGGUUCCUGUGCAAUCCAACACCUGUCAGAGAUCAAGGUGAUCAUACGCAAGCAGGACGGUGCACUCGUCGAUCGUCUGUCACCAUGGGCAAAGUAUGUCGUACCACCACCCAAAGAAUUGGGAGUAAAUUUUCAGCAACGCGUGUGGCAUCCUCCAGCGCAUGAGAAGUACAUGUUUCGGCACCGGAAACCUACCCGUCCGCGAGCACUGCGUAUUUACGAGUGCCACGUUGGUAUCGCAACGGAAGAGUAUGGCGUGGGGACGUAUCGCAACUUUGCCGACAAUAUCGUUCCGCGCAUAGCAAAGCUGGGCUACAACACGAUACAGGUGAUGGCCAUUAUGGAGCACGCGUACUAUGCUAGCUUCGGGUAUCAGAUUACGAGCUUCUUUGCUGCCUCUAGCCGGUACGGGACGCCGGAGGAAUUGAAAUACAUGGUGGAUAAGGCGCACGAACAUGGUAUCUUUGUGCUGCUCGAUGUCGUACAUUCACACGCGAGCAAAAAUACGCAAGAUGGACUGAAUCAGUUCGAUGGUACGAAUGCUUGCUACUUCCACGAUGGGGCUCGCGGUGAGCAUACUCUGUGGGACAGUCGUCUUUUCAACUACUCCGAGUAUGAAGUGCUUCGGUUCCUGCUAUCGAACCUUCGCUGGUGGCGCGACGAGUACAACUUCGAUGGGUAUCGCUUCGACGGUGUUACCUCGAUGCUGUAUCACUCCCGCGGCAUUGGAGAAGGUUUCUCGGGCGAUUAUAACGAGUACUUUGGGCUGAAUGUCGACACGGAAGCACUGAUCUAUCUGGCUAUCGCAAACUAUUUCCUGCACGAAAUGGAUCCCAACGUAAUUACGAUUGCAGAAGAUGUUAGCGGCAUGCCGACACUCUGUCGUCCAACGCAGGAAGGUGGUGUUGGGUUUGACUAUCGUCUCGGCAUGGCCAUCCCGGACAAGUGGAUCCAGGUGUUGAAAACGAAGAGCGACGAGGAUUGGAACAUUGGCAACAUCGUGCACACGCUAACGAAUCGUCGCUGGAAGGAGAACACGGUCGCUUACGCCGAAUCGCACGAUCAGGCGCUGGUUGGUGAUAAAACGAUCGCUUUCUGGCUGAUGGACAAGGAGAUGUACACGCACAUGUCUACCCUGUCCGAUUCCAGCCUUAUCAUUGACCGUGGCCUUGCGCUGCACAAGAUGAUCCGCCUGAUCACACACGGGCUCGGUGGAGAGGCUUAUCUCAACUUCAUGGGCAACGAAUUCGGGCAUCCGGAGUGGUUAGAUUUUCCCCGCAUUGGUAACAACGAAUCGUAUCACUAUGCACGCCGACAGUGGCAUUUGGUCGAUGAUCAGAUAUUAAAAUAUCGCUUCCUGAACGAGUUCGAUCGUGCGAUGCACCAUGCGGAGGAAAAGUAUCACUGGCUCGAUUGCCUACCAGCGUAUGUAAGCUGGAAGCACGAGGAUGAUAAGGUAAUCGCAUUCGAGCGCAACAAUCUGCUGUUUUUGUUUAACUUUCACAGCACCAAAAGCUUCACCGACUAUCGCAUCGGUGUGGAGUUGGCUGGUAAGUAUCGCAUCGUGCUAAGCUCGGAUGAUGCUGAAUUUGGGGGUUUCAAUCGUAUCGAUAAGAGCAUCGAGCACCAUACAUUCCCGGAGGGUUGGGCUGGCCGUCAGAAUUACAUGCAGCUAUAUCUGCCCUGCAGAACCGCUUGCAUCCUUGCGCCACAGUAAAUUGUGCAUCGCGUAUUUGUGUGUGUGCGUGAAAUUAUCAGAAUUGUUACUAUUGGGACACGCAUCACACGUUACCUACCCAUUGCCCCGGCCGGUGGUUAGUGUGGUUAGUUAUGUUUUCAUACUAGAAAUAUGGCAAUCGUUACAAUGAUAUAGUGGUAUAUAAGUAGUGUAGAAAUAGAAACAGAGAAGAUCAAUAAACUGAACAAGCAAAUUUG